UUUUUUAUCAUCUCUCUCUAUUGAAUCAUUUGCAUGAGCAAUUUCACCUCCCUUUAUUCACGCCGCAUUCUCCCAAUCAACAAGAUUCCAUAUUCUUCAUCUUCAUCCCCAUUUCUUCACCAUCUCCCAUUUUUCUAUUCCCUUCUCUCUCUAGAUUUCCAGAAAUGUCUGAUCUGUGCAGCUCCAAGUGUAAAUUUUCUAGUCUUAUUAUCCUCUGCUCCUUCAUUAUCUCUCAUCCUCUCUACUUCUCCUACUUAAUCUUCUUCUCCCCCUACCUCCUCAAGCUCCUCUCCUUUCUCUCCCCACUCUUCAUCACCACUUCCCUCCUCUCCCUCGCCUUCCUCUUCCACACCCAAUCCCACUUCACUUCCAUCCUACAGAGCUUACAAUUCAGCAAAGAUCACCACCCCAAUGAUCAAGAGCCCCAAAAUUCAGACGAACUUGGCAUCUACGAAAUCGUCUUCGGUCCUCCACCAAUGAGAGAAGAAGCCCCACCCCAAAUCUUGGACCAGGCCCCUCAAAAAGAUCCAAUUUUGGAGCCGAAUCCGUUGCCGGGCCCCGCCGAGGAAGCUCCGAUCACCGUGGCCGGAAAAAUCGAAAACUCCGGCGAAUUCUUGAAGGUCUCCAAAACUCCCGUGAUGGAUCAGGAGAAGAGGCUGGAGAAUUUCUUGAAAAUUCUAGAUAAUUUCGAGCGGCUGGCCUCCAAUGUCGAAGAGAAGAAGAUCAAACCAAAACAGAAUUCAUCACUCAACAAUGGAUCAGAGACAGCAGCAGCAGCGGCCAUAUGUAAUAAAAAUACUAAUCAAUCAAACUCUCAGCGCAUAAUCAGCAGCGGCGGCGGAGGAGGAGGAGACUCAUUCUCUAGUUAUGGGUCGAUGAGGAGGGAGAGGGAGUGGAAGAGGACGCUGGCGGGAAAGCUGUUUGAGGAGAGGCACAGCAGCAAUGGCGGCGGAGGAGGAGGGGAAGGGAUGGACUCGCUGUGGGAAGCGUACGAGAUGGAGGCCGACAAGGCUAGUACGAGGAGGGGGAGGAGAGAGAAGGAGGAGGAGGAAGAUGAUGAGAUAGGAGGAGGGGAGGUGUGCUGCUUGCAGGCGCUGAAGAUGUCGGCGGGGAAGAUGAGUUUGGGAGUGGGGAGGCCGAAGCUUGUCAAGAUUUCUAAGGCGAUCAAGGGGAUUGGAUGGUUGCAUAGUUUAACCAAAAACAGCAAGAAGGUUCAUAACAAUGGUGAUCAUAGAUAUUAGCUAGCUACUUCUUGCAUGAUCAACGUUUUAAUUUUGUUUUCCAUAAGUUUUUAAGUGGUAAAUAUAUUUUGGCUUGUGGGGCUUAUGUUCUUCUAUUUAUGGUUUUUUUUCGUUACAUGUAUACUUGUAUUUAUUUACGAACCAAUGCGUUUAUCAUAAUUGAGACUGAAUAUCAUGGAUUAUGUUAAGAUGA
Messenger RNA from Salvia splendens (bonfire salvia), 1434 nucleotides. RefSeq lists its product as uncharacterized. The record is from RefSeq and is a predicted model, not a curated record. The transcript has a single exon. Bases 165 to 1241 code for a protein of 358 amino acids. Lineage: Eukaryota; Viridiplantae; Streptophyta; Magnoliopsida; Lamiales; Lamiaceae.